This is a messenger RNA of Necator americanus (New World hookworm), 381 nucleotides long. RefSeq lists its product as uncharacterized. Bases 1 to 381 code for a protein of 126 amino acids. The transcript has a single exon. The record is from RefSeq and is a predicted model, not a curated record. Lineage: Eukaryota; Metazoa; Nematoda; Chromadorea; Rhabditida; Ancylostomatidae.
AUGCCGCUCUGUCUCACCUACAUCGACUUGAAGAAGGCCUUUGACUCACUUGUGACGGAAGUGUUCGUGGAAGUUUUGGAUCACCAAGGCUCAGAACAGUCAGUAAAUCAUAAAGAAAUUAGAAACUUCGAGAAUUGUAGAGUAACCUCACGACCACAUUUUUGCCAUUCUACAAGAAUGUCAUCACUGACACGUAGAGAGGGGUCCGAGAGGGAUACAAUCCCACCUGAAAUAUCCAGGGCCACUCUUGAGUGGUCGAUGCAAAAGCUGGAAUGGGACGACACGGGAGUGAAGGUUGGCGAUCAACAGCUACUCCAUUUACGCUUUGCCGAUGACAUCUAUCGUCAGUCAAGCGGAGCGAAUGCUGGCCGAAUUCGUUAA